Messenger RNA from Neofelis nebulosa (Clouded leopard), 1654 nucleotides. It is a transcript of the gene RHBDL2, whose product is annotated as rhomboid like 2. Gene Ontology annotation, cellular component: membrane. Bases 364 to 1275 code for a protein of 303 amino acids. The record is from RefSeq and is a predicted model, not a curated record. Lineage: Eukaryota; Metazoa; Chordata; Mammalia; Carnivora; Felidae. Gene Ontology annotation, molecular function: serine-type endopeptidase activity. The transcript has 10 exons.
CCUGGCAGGGCGGGAACUUCAGGGCAGGGGAGCCAGCCCCUUGGCCCAGGCGCCCUGGAACGCGGGGGUGCAGCCUGUCCCGGCUGGGACUGCCGUCGGCCUCCCGAGCUUUACUAGAUUUGUCCUGAAUCAUUCUAUGGUGCAUUGCUUGGGGAUUUAAAAACCAGGACAAUUGGAGAAUGCUUUGUUCCUGAGAGAUUAGUUAAACACUGUGAGUCUCCAACCCACACUGUGUUUUGCCAAUCGUGAGAAGUCACAAAACUGGAAAUAGUCAACAGCAUUCAAGGAAAAUUAAUGCAAUAAUUAGGUCUCCAGACUUAGUGUCUGUCCCUGGGAGGCCGGGUGGAGGGAAGACCCAGGACAAUGGCUGCUGAUCGCGAUUUGGAGAUAGAGGAUGUGACUCUGAAUUUGGAUGGAGACAUGAAAGGAGAGCUGGAAGAAGAGAAGGAAAUGCGAGAGGAUGGGGGAGGUAAAGAUCCCUUCAAGAAUAAAAAGGUCCACAGGGUUGUCUCAAAAUGGAUGCUUCCUGAAAAGGUUCGAAGAACAUACUUGGAGAGAGCUAACUGCCUCCCACCCCCUGUGUUCAUCAUCUCCAUCAGCAUUGCUGAGCUGGCAGUGUUUAUUUACUAUGCUGUGUGGAAGCCUCAGAAACAGUGGAUCACCCUGGACACAGGCAUCCUGGAGAGUCCCUUUAUCUACAGUCCUGAGAAGAGGGAGGAAGCCUGGAGGUUUAUCUCCUAUAUGCUGGUGCAUGCUGGAGUUCAGCACAUCCUGGGGAAUCUUGUUAUGCAGCUCAUGUUGGGUAUUCCCUUGGAAAUGGUCCACAAAGGCCUCCGAGUAGGGCUGGUGUACCUGGCUGGAGUGAUUGCAGGGUCCCUUGCCAGCUCCAUUUUUGACCCACUCAGAUAUCUUGUGGGUGCUUCAGGAGGAGUCUAUGCUCUGAUGGGAGGCUAUUUUAUGAAUGUUCUAGUGAAUUUUCGAGAAAUGAUCCCUGCCUUUGGAAUUGUCAGACUCCUGAUCAUCAUCCUCAUAAUUGUGUCGGAUAUGGGAUUUGCUCUCUACAGAAGGUUCUUUGUCCCUGCAAAUGGGUCACCGGUGUCUUUUGCAGCCCACAUUGCGGGUGGAUUCGCUGGAAUGUCCAUAGGUUACACUGUGUUUAGCUGCUUUGAUAAGGCACUGCUGAAGGACCCAAGAUUUUGGAUAGCAAUUGCAGCUUAUUCAGCGUGUGUCUUAUUUGCUGUGUUUUUCAACAUUUUCCUGUCCCCAGCAAACUGACCUGCCUCUAGUCUAAGCCAAAUAAUGAAAAGAGCUAUCUGGGAAAAAAAACUGAAGUCUACGAAGAGACAGAGAAGUCCUUGCAAAUGCUAACAAUUUUAUAAAGAGGUCAAAACAUGAUUCAAGUCAUCAGUUGCAAAGACUGUUUACAAAGGAAUCAGGGUUAGGGAAGGGGCUUCUGAAUGCCGAGGGAGGGAAAAGGAAGAGAGAAAAGGGGAGGGACAGAAAAAGCAGGGGUAGGCUCUUUCCAGACAUGCGGUGUGCAUUGUAUGUAUCCUCUAAAAGAGACUUGGUCUCCUUGGAGGAUAUGUUGCAGAGACUGCUUGAUAUAAUCCACAAAUACUGUACUGUGCUGAUAAUAAAAACUUUUCAUACCUGU